AUGCCGCUGACGCAGCCCCUGCGGUGCAGGCUUCGUCCCUCCCUCCACCUUCUUGGCCACUCCUAUCCCCUUUGUCUUUCAGCCCAGCAGCGUAUCUUGGCCACCCUUUCGCCUCAUAAAAGCCGGCUUUCCUCGUUAUAUAAUGCCCGACCAGCUUCACACCCUCCUGUAAAAUCGAUCUCCAUGACGCAGACCAGGGGCCAUGGUGGCCACAGCCACGGCCAUCACCACCACCACCAUGACAAUGUGUACCUGACCUCCUCCAACAAGAAAGACGCCGGUGUUCGCAUCACUCGCAUUGGAUUGGUCGCCAAUUUGGCCAUGGCCAUCAGCAAGUUCAUUGGUGGCUACGUCUUCCAUUCCCAGGCCUUGAUCGCAGACGCCUACCACGCGUUGGCAGACCUGGUCUCCGAUUUCUUAACUCUAGGCACGGUUGCAUGGUCCCUCAAGCCCCCGAGCGAACGGUUUCCCAACGGAUAUGGCAAAGUGGAAAGUGUUGGCGCUCUGGGAGUCAGUGGGCUGCUCCUUUUCGGUGGAGUGUUCAUGGGUCUCAACGCCGGACAGCUCCUUUUGGCCCAAUUUUACCCAGAAGCGGCCGAAAUGCUAGCCCAUUCGGGCCUCCUAGGCCACGGCCAUUCGCAUAGCCAUGGUGUCGACGUACAUGGCCCCAACAUCCACGCUGCUUGGCUGGCCGGUGGCUCUAUUAUCGUCAAAGAAUGGCUCUACCAUGCCACCAUGAAAGUUGCUGAGGAGCGCAAGUCAUCCGUUCUUGCAUCCAACGCUAUGCAUCAUCGUAUAGACUCUCUCACCAGUAUUGUGGCCUUGGCCACUAUUGGCGGCAGUUAUGUUUUCCAAGAUGCCACCUGGCUGGAUCCAGUUGGUGGUCUUGCAAUCUCUCUGAUGGUAGUUAGAGCUGGAUGGGGCAACACCGUCACUUCCUUAUAUGAAUUGGCCGACACCAGCGUGGAUGAUGAAAUCAAAGCAUCUGUGCAGACUGCUGCCUCGAAAGCUCUGAAAGAUAUUGAGGGCGGCCAGCAUGUGAUUGUCCGUGAUGUUCAAGGUAUGAAGUCCGGACAAAACUAUUUGAUGGACGUUGAGCUCGCUUUACCGGGCGAUUGGGCAAUCAAGCGUUCUCGAGGCGUCGAAGAAGCAGUUCGUCAUUCGAUUGGAGCCGGAGUGCGUGGAGUCAAGCGUGUGAAAGUGCGCUUUGUUCCUGUUGAAGAAAAAGAACUCACUUUCGCGGAGGAGUUCAUCAAUCCGGAAGAGAGUGCGAACCUGGAGACGCACGAGCAUGCCCAUGACCACGAGCAUGACCACGAUGACCAUGGGAAGGCCUCUGAGUCUCAUAGUCACGGUGGUUCUACUUCUUUGAAAAAGCGAUAA
This is a messenger RNA of Penicillium chermesinum, 1383 nucleotides long. RefSeq names its product cation diffusion facilitator family transporter. Gene Ontology annotation, molecular function: monoatomic cation transmembrane transporter activity. Gene Ontology annotation, cellular component: membrane. The coding region runs from base 1 to 1383 and encodes 460 amino acids. The transcript has 2 exons. NCBI's taxonomy places the organism in Eukaryota, Fungi, Ascomycota, Eurotiomycetes, Eurotiales, Aspergillaceae. The record is from RefSeq and is a predicted model, not a curated record. Gene Ontology annotation, biological process: monoatomic cation transport; transmembrane transport.